AUGGUGAAGGGACUCAUAUAUGGGGGACAGAAGAAUGAGGAGAGGGGAGAAUUAGAUCCCUAUGUGAAGAUCCAUCUGAUGCAGAACGGGAAGAGGCUGAAGAAGAAAAAGACUACAAUUAAAAAGAACACUCUGAAUCCCUACUACAACGAGUCUUUCAGCUUUGAAGUACCAUUCGAGCAAAUUCAGAAAGUGCAAAUUGUUGUGACUGUUUUGGACUAUGACAAGAUUGGCAAGAACGAUGCCAUCGGGAAAGUCUUUGUGGGCUACAACAGCACUGGAGCGGAGCUGCGGCAUUGGUCAGACAUGCUGGCCAACCCCCGGCGGCCCAUCGCACAGUGGCACACCCUACAGCCCGAGGAGGAGGUAGAUGCCAUGCUGGCAGUCAAGAAGUAAAGAAAAUUAAAUUAAAUUAAAUUAUGAAGAUGAAAAAGAAGAAGAAGCCUUUCUGCAUUUGCCCACAUAGUGCUCUUUAGCCAGUAUCUGUAAAUACCUCAGUGAUAUGGGUCCUUUCAUUUCCAGCCAUGUGUUCCUGACACAGGUCAGUUGUACUUUUAAAGUCCCAUUUUAAUUUGCACAAAUUUAAAUGUAGAGAGCCCUUUAAAGGCAGUUCAUUUCACCACUGCCCCCCCCAAAUCUACUCUUCUUUUAAGCAAUAUGAUGUGUAGAUAGAGCAUGACAGAAAUUAUUUAUUGUAUCACACAGUUGUAUAUAUACACCAGUAUGCUGAGAAUUUAUUUCUAGUUUGUGUAUUUGUAUGUUGUAAGCGUUUCCUAAUCUGUGUAUAUCUAGAUGUUUUUAAUAAGAUGUUCUAUUUUAAAUUAUGUAAAUUGACUGAGAUAUAGGAGAGCUGAUAAUAUAUUAUAGGGUAAUUAUUGUAUCGUCUGCAUUCCAGAAAAAAAAAAAUCCAACUUGUAAGGCACUAGUAGUGUUACACUGACAUCUUAAAGGACAACUUAAAUCUGAGCUUUCAACUGGACCAUCCUAAUAACACACCACAUCCAUAGAGAAUCUUGGAGGGGCAAAUCCAAUUGGGUAGACUUCUUUCACAGGCAACUUAGCAUGAUCUGAGCAGUUCCAUGGCUGACCUCAAGAAGAUGUAUCCAGAAGCCAGGAUAUCAUUUCUUUGUAUAUAUUCCAAAGCAAACAUAUAAGAGACUGAAAUGGCUUUAGACUGAAUGUUGAGCAGACAGUUCCAUAGGAGGCAACGAUUUCAUCUAACAUACAAAGAAAGACCAUGGCAGAAGUUGUGCAGGGAGGGGGAGGAGGAAGACCCAGCGGUAGUGAAACGCUGCCAGGAAAACAAGAGUAGCUCUCCAUUAUCACCUUUAUACAAAAUUUGCAUACUGUGAAUUCCAUCCACGAUUUCACAUUAUAAUGAGUUUGCACAUUAGACUUUGUAACAAAAUAUUUUAUUAUACUAACUCAGAUUAGAAGGAAUGCAGAAUAUUUUUUAGACACAGCCGUGUGAGUUUAUUAUACAAAAUAGUUUCAUGGUAAACAGACAGUAUUGUAAUCCCAUCAGAAGAUGACAAAAUUUAGCCAUAGUUCUAAAUGCACUUCAAAGUAAGCCAAAAGAGAACAGCUAGUGACCUUUUAUAUACUAUUUAUACUUAAGUUUUAAUUUGUCCUUU
Molecule: messenger RNA, 1634 nt
Organism: Acanthisitta chloris (rifleman)
Lineage: Eukaryota; Metazoa; Chordata; Aves; Passeriformes; Acanthisittidae
Gene: SYT1
Product: synaptotagmin I
Exons: 3
Coding region: 1-396 (131 amino acids)
Biological process (GO): regulation of dopamine secretion; regulation of calcium ion-dependent exocytosis; calcium ion-regulated exocytosis of neurotransmitter
Cellular component (GO): synaptic vesicle membrane; axon; dense core granule
Molecular function (GO): syntaxin binding; phosphatidylserine binding; calcium ion binding
Source: RefSeq, a predicted model, not a curated record